This is a messenger RNA of Xenopus laevis (African clawed frog), 2106 nucleotides long. It is a transcript of the gene ppm1b.L, whose product is annotated as protein phosphatase, Mg2+/Mn2+ dependent 1B L homeolog. Gene Ontology annotation, molecular function: magnesium ion binding; manganese ion binding; cation binding. Gene Ontology annotation, cellular component: membrane; cytosol. NCBI's taxonomy places the organism in Eukaryota, Metazoa, Chordata, Amphibia, Anura, Pipidae. The record is from RefSeq and is marked provisional.
CGUUUUCAGCCAAUGAGAAUCCGGCUUGUCAGUCGCUCCUGCCGCACGUUGACCAACUGAAAUAACGCGGCGGCGUUCUGUUUUCCCCACCCCCCACGUUGCAGUCGCCGCCGUGCUCGGUCGUUGGGAGUUUCGGAGGCCUCACGGUCGUUCUAUUGGCGGCAACCGCGUCAUGUAAAGUCUGACUGAGACCUCACAGCCCUCCUCCCUCCCCUGCUUGUCACGAUGAGGCUGUAAAUAGGGGGAAGGGCCGCCGCUGUCACACUUCCGUUGUUUCCUAGGGACACGGGCCCUGUCUUUCCUUUCACCUUCGGUUUGGGGCCCGAGAGAUGCGCGUGGGCCUCGCUUACUUCACACAGUAGAAGGGGCGUUACAGAGAGCGGCUCAGGCCGUUAGAUUAAAAACCUAACAUGGGGGCAUUUUUGGACAAACCGAAAACCGAGAAACACAAUGCACACGGGGCAGGCAAUGGCGUGCGUUAUGGACUCAGCAGCAUGCAGGGCUGGCGAGUGGAGAUGGAGGACGCUCACACGGCUGUUGUCGGGAUCCCUCGCGGCUUGGAUGACUGGUCGUUCUUCGCGGUUUACGAUGGGCACGCAGGAUCGCGUGUUGCUAACUAUUGCUCCUCCCACUUACUAGAGCAUAUCACAGACAAUGAAGAUUUCAGGGCAACAGAAACACCCGGAUCCGCCCUGGAGCCAACCAUAGAAAACGUUAAAAGCGGCAUUAGAACUGGUUUUUUAAAAAUCGACGAGUACAUGCGCAACUUUGCCGAUUUACGAAACGGCAUGGAUAGAAGCGGUUCCACCGCAGUGGCAGUCUUGCUUUCACCCGGCCACGUGUAUUUUAUUAACUGCGGGGAUUCCCGGGCUGUUUUGUAUAGGAGUGGACAAGUUUGUUUCUCCACGCAGGAUCACAAACCCAGCAAUCCGAGGGAGAAGGAGCGGAUUCAAAACGCGGGCGGCAGCGUGAUGAUACAGCGCGUCAACGGUUCGCUAGCAGUUUCCCGCGCGCUCGGAGACUACGACUACAAGUGCGUUGAUGGCAAGGGCCCCACGGAGCAGCUCGUUUCACCCGAGCCUGAAGUCUACGAGAUCGUGAGGGCCGACGAAGACGAGUUCAUCAUUCUGGCUUGUGAUGGCAUUUGGGAUGUCAUGAGCAACGAGGAGCUUUGCGAAUUUGUGAAAUAUAGGCUUGAGCUAGCGGACGACCUUGAAAAAGUGUGCAACUCUGUAGUGGACACCUGUUUACAUAAGGGAAGCCGUGAUAACAUGAGCAUUGUUCUAGUUUGUUUUCAAAAUGCCCCCAAGGUAUCUGAAGAGGCAAUAAAGAAAGAUGCUGUUUUGGAUAAGCAUUUAGAAUCCAGGGUUGAAGAAAUCAUGACCAACGCUGGGGAGGAAGGAAUGCCAGAUCUUGCCCAUGUAAUGCGCAUCUUAGCUGCAGAGAGCAUCCCACAUUUACCGCCAGGUGGAGGCUUGGCAGCAAAACGCAGUGUUAUUGAAGAGGUAUAUAAUAGGUUGAAUCCACAUAGAGAGAGCGACGGGGACCCCACUGGAACAGCGGAAAAUUCAGCACGUGGGAAGUUGGUGGAAGCUCUGAGGGAAGUGAGAAUUAAUCAUAGGGGCAACUACCAUGAACUCCUGCAGGAGAUGCUGUGUAGUUACAGGCUAGUUAAAGAUCAGGGUGAAGAAUCCUCACCUGGACCUUCAGUACCGUCCUCUUCCUCCAGUAAACCUGUGGAUGACCCAGUUACUCGAAGUCACCCAGAAAUGGAGUAACAUCUUCCCCCUGAUUUGAUCUGCAUGUUUUAUUUUUUUCAACUUAUCCCCAAACCUGUUUUAUCUAAAGAUCACACUAGUUAUCAGAUGCUUUGCUUCUCACCCAGCAACCCACCACCAAGCCCCUAAAUGGAAAUUUACCACUCAAACUUUUUUUUUGUUGUAAAAAACGCAAAAAAACAGUUGACAUACAGCAUAGCGACAAAGCUUCCAAGACUGUAGGAAUUGUUUUUUUGUGAAUUCCAAUAACCUUGUAUAUUGUGGGCCCUCAUAACCUUAGGGUAGAGGGUUUGCUGAUAAUGAUAACCAUAAAGGACAAUUCUACAGA